This is a messenger RNA of Rhizoctonia solani, 582 nucleotides long. RefSeq lists its product as uncharacterized. The transcript is spliced from 5 exons. The record is from RefSeq and is a predicted model, not a curated record. Bases 1 to 582 code for a protein of 193 amino acids. Lineage: Eukaryota; Fungi; Basidiomycota; Agaricomycetes; Cantharellales; Ceratobasidiaceae.
AUGUCGACACGACAAGAUUUUGCCUCGUUUACUGCGUAUACUCCUCCACCGGAUGCUCCUCACGAGGCUGGAACCUCCAAGUCGAAGCGCCCGUGGUUCCCUGCGCACCAGUCCUCAAACUUUGUACAGAAUGUGCCAGGGCCCUCCACUGGGUCCUAUCAGGCUGGAGGCGUGCCCACGUUCGGAACAUCAAUGGGCGGCGGAGCCGGGCACGUGGAAGAUCAGAUGGGAGCGAACGAAUGGGAGACGAGGUUUGGAUGGAGGGUGGAUGUUGAGGCGGCUGUUGCUUACUUGGGCGGUCCUAUUACUGCUUUAUUGCUCCUAAUUAUCGAAACAACCAACGACUUUGUUCGAUUUCACGCAUACCAAUCCGCCUUGCUCAUAACGCCCUUACUUCUCUUACGAGGGUUCAUGGGAUUGAUCUUCCCUUCAUGGCUGCAAUUUAUAUCAACCAUGUCGAUCGUCAUUGCAGGACUAUACAUGGCGUUCCGGGCAUUUAAAGAUGCAAAUGGUGCUGGCCUGGCCCGAUAUCAACUUCCGUAUAUCGGGAUAUUGGCCGAGCGAUGGCUUGGAGAAGAGUAG